GAGUGACGGCCGCGGGAGCGGCUAGAGAGGCGGAGCUUCGACUCGUUUUUAGGGCAGGAAGGAUCGUUUUUAUUUGCCACAGCACCCCACAAAACUUCCACUCUUCAGAGACGGGAUUGAGUUUUUAGGACAACCGAAAGGGAUUAUUGGAGAUUUCUGCCCGACCAGACGACACUUGGACGACAAAAGUGACGGUUUUGUCUUUACAUAACACGCUUUCCCGGUAUUGGCGACGCGGAGCGUUUGGUCCUGCCACCUUCCAGGUCACAGGCCGGUUCAUUUUUCCGUCAUUCGUUUCUUUAUUAGCUAUAGAGGGACAAACCAGAAGUCAGAGUGGUGAAAAUCCCGCAUUUCUCCAUGAAAUUGUCAUCGUUUAGGAAAACAAGUUAUACAACAAACCAGGCUGCCGCACUUCAGACCGCCAGGUCCUAACGCCCGCCGUGUUCCACGUUGGCUCCUGCCCAGAUGCUUCACCAACCAACGAGUUCUGCACUUUCCGACAUUAUGGAAACAAUUCUGUUAGAGCAAGGAUAAUUUAAAAAUCGGAAUCGACUGAGGUUCUUAGGACUUUUCCCCCUUCUCAUAUAUUUGGAUUUUCCCGUGGCCUUGGACGCGAUUCGCUGUAAUAACGCAGGAAUCCGCCGGUUAUUAUUGGAAUUCACGUCAGCCGAGCAGGAUCCUCCCGACCUCAUUCAGGAAGGCAUAAAGGACUUUUCGGUUUGAGUAAUGGUCAUUAAUACGAUCCACUGGUUCAGGAAGGGCUUGCGGCUCCACGACAAUCCGUCGCUGAAGGAAUCUCUGCUGGGAGCGGACACCGUCCGCUGCGUCUACAUCCUCGACCCCUGGUUCGCGGGAUCUUCCAACGUUGGGAUCAACAGGUGGAGGUUCUUACUUCAGAGUCUGGAGGACUUGGAUGCCAGCCUCCGUAAGCUCAACUCUCGUCUCUUUGUGAUCCGAGGCCAACCCACCGAUGUCUUUCCCAGACUUUUCAAGGAAUGGAAGAUCGCUCGCCUGUCUUACGAGUACGACUCUGAGCCCUUUGGAAAGGAGCGCGAUGCUGCCAUUAAGAAGCUGGCCUCUGAGGCCGGAGUGGAGGUGACAGUCCGGGUGUCCCAUACGCUCUACGAUCUGGACCAGAUCAUAGAGCUGAAUGGCGGUCAGUCUCCUCUCACCUACAAGCGGUUCCAGACCCUCAUCAGCCGCAUGGAUCCAGUGGAGAUGCCAGUGGAGUCCAUCACAGCCGAGGUCAUGGGCAAAUGCACCACGCCUCUGUCUGACGACCACGACGAAAAGUUUGGAGUCCCCUCCCUGGAGGAACUGGGCUUUGAUACUGAAGGCCUGUCGUCAGCCGUGUGGCCCGGAGGAGAGACGGAGGCUCUGACGCGCCUGGAGAGGCAUCUGGAGAGGAAGGCGUGGGUGGCCAACUUUGAGCGUCCCAGAAUGAACGCCAACUCGCUGCUGGCCAGCCCGACCGGCCUCAGCCCCUACCUGCGCUUCGGCUGCCUGUCCUGCCGCCUCUUUUACUUCAAACUCACCGACCUCUACAGGAAGGUGAAGAAGAACAGCUCCCCCCCUCUUUCGCUGUACGGACAGCUGCUGUGGCGUGAAUUCUUUUACACCGCCGCCACCAACAACCCCUGCUUCGACAAGAUGGAGAGCAACCCCAUCUGCGUCCAGAUGCCCUGGGACCGGAACCCAGAGGCGCUGGCCAAAUGGGCGGAGGGCCGCACCGGUUUCCCGUGGAUCGACGCCAUCAUGACUCAGCUGAGGCAGGAGGGCUGGAUCCACCACCUGGCCCGGCACGCCGUGGCCUGUUUCCUGACGAGAGGGGACCUGUGGAUCAGCUGGGAGGAGGGCAUGAAGGUGUUUGAGGAGCUGCUGCUGGACGCAGACUGGAGCGUCAACGCCGGCAGCUGGAUGUGGCUCUCCUGCAGCUCCUUCUUCCAGCAGUUCUUCCACUGCUACUGCCCGGUGGGCUUUGGCCGACGCACCGACCCCAACGGAGACUACAUACGACGCUACCUGCCCAUUCUGAGGGGAUUUCCAGCGAAGUACAUAUAUGACCCGUGGAACGCUCCAGACAGCGUGCAGAAGGCGGCCAAGUGCAUCAUCGGCGUUCAUUACCCGAAGCCCAUGGUGAACCACGCAGAAGCCAGCCGCAUCAACAUCGAGCGGAUGAAGCAGAUCUACCAGCAGCUGUCCUGCUACCGAGGCCUCGGACUUCUGGCUAUGGUUCCGUCCAACUCACACGGAAGUGGAAACAACGAGGCGUCCUCCGAUGCGUUCGCCAUGGAGGCUUCCCGCGAGUCUGCCGCUGCUUCUGCCUACCAGACUCAAGGCGAUUGGCAGAGUGGUGUAAUGAUGUACCUGCAGGGCGAUCCACAAACCAGUGCGGCCUCGCAGCAGCAGCAGCAGCAGCAGCAGCAGCAGGGUUUCAGCAGCAGAAUGAUGUGCUACACUCAAAGCAGCCAGCAGGUUCCCGCCUCUGCACACCAGAAAGGCUCUGAGCAUCACUCAAACACUCAGACGAGCGGCAAACGGCACAGCGAGGACACCGGGGGCGGCAGGGGCUCCAAAGUCCAGAAACAGAGCAACCGCUAGAGGACCACAGAUCCAGUCAAUCAUAUCACCGCCAGAACAAAGAGGACACUAAGACUUCAACAUUUUGCAUGAUCACACCUUCUGGAGCGAGCAGCUAAACUGUUUAUUUGACAUGUCACAUCUCUCCAGUCGGACUGGAUUCCACAGCAAAAGCCCAAAUUUGACAAGACUGUUUCGGAGAAACACUUCUGGGAAAAUCGUCCUUUGUACAUAACGACUUUGCUAAUUGCAGCUCACAUACAAGCUUGUACAUAUUUGGAUAUUGUAUGUGUCUUUUUCUCUCUUUGUGUAGACCCAUUGAUAUAUUUUUGAUAUAAAAAAAAUCACUGCAGACAGAUCUUUUGGAAAAAAACUUUAAGCAAACUGUUCCUUUCCAUAAUUGAAAAACUAUGAGAUCUUUAGCCUCUGCUGCCGCCGCGUCCAGGCGCCCAGUGUACAUACCAACCACGCGUGUCGUCCCCCCCGUCUCCGUGCUCGUGGACGUCGUCUUCAUUCCAUCUGUAGGCCUGUGACACUAACCCUCAUGCUGUAGUCCAUAGUCGUUGAGAAAAAGUGAGAGGAAUUCAGGGCUUUUGUGGUUUCAUCCCCAAUAAAUGAAUAAAUAAAUGUACCACCAAAGACUGCUGCCCCUCUGGCGUCACUCCUGUGCUAGUUUCAAUAAAACUGGGUUAAACACCAAAA
Messenger RNA from Oryzias latipes (Japanese medaka), 3282 nucleotides. RefSeq names its product cryptochrome circadian regulator 1a (gene cry1a). Gene Ontology annotation, cellular component: cytoplasm; nucleus. The record is from RefSeq and is a predicted model, not a curated record. Gene Ontology annotation, biological process: entrainment of circadian clock by photoperiod; circadian regulation of gene expression; negative regulation of DNA-templated transcription. NCBI's taxonomy places the organism in Eukaryota, Metazoa, Chordata, Actinopteri, Beloniformes, Adrianichthyidae. Gene Ontology annotation, molecular function: FAD binding; DNA binding.